AGCCGAUGGAAAUGCGGUACGGAGUACAAGAGCACAUCAUUCCGGAUGUGACCCGCCGUUGAGCCAUAUCUGGUUCGGCUCGCCCAUCACACUGUCGCAUCACUGCUAUUUUGCGGGCUAAACGUACCGUGGACGCUGGAACAGGUCGCAUGAGUCGGCCCAUCAUGUGUUUGCUUCCCCACCAAGCGUCAACGUCAGCUGUCGGCGCCGGCUGCAUCGCAGUGCUCGAGAUUAAUGUUUUCCGCUUUCAUUGGGGUGGACGGUAUCUGGAUCGUUCGUCAGUUUCACAUGAACUGGAUCUUGGUGCUGGGUUAGUCCCCCUGAUCCGGCCAGACAAGCCUCUGCCGGCACGGGUGUACCUGAUGAAGCCGGAAGAUGGUGUAUAUCACCGAAAGAGCUACGGGAAUCGUCCACGGGUUUGUUAUGAACUGGUGAAUCAGGCGCGGCAAGAGUCUCGGCGGCUGGCGGACUUUGAGGGACCUCAAUCAGCGGAGGCAACAACAACUGGGGACAGUGGAGUGGUUCCGGCGGGUUUUGAUGCCGUAAGUCAUGUCGGGUGUAACAACAGUACGCAUGUACGCACCCUUUUCCAGAGCAAGCGGCACGCAUUUAUUUUUCCGGGUCGACAGAGAUCUAAUGUUGCGCUGCAGAGAAACACACCGCUUCUGCCGCCAACGCGGCGGUGUUUGGCUGCUAAUAUGAUCGCCAGGGGCACAACAGCCGGCCCGGAUGGAACAUGCGGCUGCAUGUAACCUCUAUCGCCAUUGCCUUCAAUCUGGAAUGUCUGGCCGGCUGGCUGGAUCUCCCUUUCGCGGGCCGACUUGCUCCUUGAUGUCAACUAGUAUGAGACGCUGUUGAUUCUUUACAAUUUGUGGCAG
Molecule: messenger RNA, 878 nt
Organism: Parathielavia appendiculata
Lineage: Eukaryota; Fungi; Ascomycota; Sordariomycetes; Sordariales; Chaetomiaceae
Exons: 1
Coding region: 150-752 (200 amino acids)
Source: RefSeq, a predicted model, not a curated record